GGCCGGUUUCGGACGCGCUUUUCUCCAUCCGCAAAACCCGGUAACUAGAGUUGCAAACCCAACCGCGCACUUGGGUCGGCCGUUUUCCCCCCAAUAUUGUUUCUGUUGAGAGUGUCUUUGCUUGAAAUAGUUUUCGGUUGUGAGAUCAUUUGAUUUUUUUUUUGCGCGCGGAUUGUGAUUCACCUGUGUAUGUGAGCUUCAGCGAAAAAUCUGAAAUUCAAAUGUUACAAUUUUAUGGUCAUUUGAAUUGGAAAAAAUAAAUGUUUGCACUUGCUUAGUUUGUGGAAAUUGUGUGACUAAGUAAAUACAAGCAGUGUGUACGUGAAUGUUACAACGAAGUGAAGGUAGUGAAAAGUGUGAAAAUUUGCAUUAUAGAGUUUUUGCUCCGGAUAUACGAGAUACUGUUUUUUUUUGUCGUAUUAUGUGGUGAAGGAGUGUCGAGUGUCUGUUUUUUUUAUCAGUUUGACCCAGCCGCUGUGUGUUUUCGUGUGUUUUAGCUGGGCACCGGCCUAGCCUUUCAUCCAUCGAGCGAGCAGCCUCCACAGAGACGGAUUUGUCUGUUCUCCUCGGACCGUAAGUGGAGCUUGGAAAAUAAUCCAACGUGCGAAAUGCGACCUUGCGGGCACUCGUUAUGGGUGCUUUUAGCACUAUUAUCGCUGUGCUCCGCAGCGGACAUUCUGAUGAUCACGAUGGGAGGCACCAAAUCGCACAAAAUUCCUUUCUGGGAGUUAGCCAAAGGACUGAUACCGAGGGGGCACAACAUCACCUUCGUGAGUGGAUUUCCUCCCGAUUUCUCACUCAAUGGAUUACAGGAGAUUACUCCCUCCGGAUUGGUCGAGUACAUCCGUAACUACACCAACUGGGACUUGCUGGGAGCUCGGAUGCGCGGAGAUUUGCCCCUCUCGGUGUGGGAUAUCUUCCGCUAUUCAUGGCAGGCAUGCGAUGCAACGCUGGAGGACAAGGAAGCAACUGAUCUGCUGGGAAGAAAAUUUGAUCUACUCAUCCUAGACGGAGCAUAUCCAGAGUGUGCCCUGGGACUAGCCUACCGCCUGGGAGCCCCGUACAUGUACAUCAACACCGUUGGCUUCUACACGGGAACAAUGGCUAUGGCGGGGAAUCCUGCUCCCUACUCGGUGACACCCGUCUUCUUCCGCGCCCUGACCGAUGACAUGAACUUCUACCAGCGUUUGAUGAACACGAUAUUCACCAUUGCCAUUCAGUCAAUAUAUGUGCCCAGCGUUACGGUCACGCAGGCAAUCGUACGGCGCCACCUUGGUUCGGACAUUCCCCACGUGUGGGACCUCUCGCGGAAUGUGAGCUUUAUUCUGCAGAAUGGCCAUGCCACCGUAAGUUAUCCGCGGCCAAACCUACCGAAUAUCGCUGAAAUAGCCUGUAUACACUGCAAACCUGCUGGGCCGCUUCCGAAGGAUUUGGAGGAUUUCAUUGCGGGCGCGGGAGAGUCCGGCUUCAUCUACGUAUCGAUGGGAUCAUCCGUGAAGGCUGCCAAUAUGCCGGAUCAUUUGCGCCGGCUGCUGGUACAAACAUUUGCCCGUCUUCCGUACCGGGUGCUCUGGAAGUACGAGUCUAGCUCGCUGAUGCUGAAGGACUUACCGCCCAAUGUUAAACUUGGCCGGUGGUUGCCCCAGCAAGACAUUUUAGGUCACCGGAAAUUGCGUGCAUUUGUUACGCACGGAGGACUACUGAGUAUGUUCGAGACGGUUUAUCAUGGUGUGCCGGUGGUAACGAUGCCCGUAUUUUGCGACCAUGACUCUAACGCUGCCAAAGCGGAAACCGACGGAUAUGCGCUAAUGCUGGAUCUGGAGAAGCUGACCAGCGAGCAGCUGGUUCGGGCCAUUCACCGGGUGAUCCAUGAUCCGAAGUACCGGAACGAGGCGAAACGUCGGCAAAUGCUGCUGAAGGACCAAAGAACGACUCCACUGGAGACGGCCAUCUACUGGACGGAAUAUGUGCUGCGGCACAAUGGGGCAUACCAUCUCCAGACGCCUGCAAGAAAUUUAAGUUUCUUCACCUACUACGGUCUGGACGUUAUCUGUUUCUUCCUAACGGCUGGGUACCUGUUGCAGCUGGCUAUCCGGAGGAUUCUCAGAUCGCAAAUCAUUCAACUGACCAAGCUGAAAAUCCAUUGAGAACCCAACAGUUACCGAUCAAUUGACACAAGUCACACAAAUAAAAUACAACAGUAGAAAUGCUAGCGCAAAACGAAACAGUACACACCAAAAUGAACCAUGAUCAAAGAGUAUCGGCGGAAGGCAGACAAAGCAGAAGGGGAACAUUCUUUGCCAUCCUUGCAGCAAGGAUAAUGGUGACCGGAAUAAAUCGCCACAGUAAACAACUGCAACAGAAACAACCGCUUAGAAAAAGUGUAGUAGGCUAGAAAUAUUUGGCGCGGGAAAAACAUCAUGUGCCUCACAUUUCUAUUAUAAAUUUAUUCUCUUGUUCUCGUUUUUCGAAAUUUAUUCUGAGGACAAUGUAAUGGGGACGAAGUCCCCAUUUGGCGAGGAUAAGGAAUCGAGGCGGCCCAUGCCGCCAAGAUGACGCAAUCCGAGUCCACCGCCGACCCGCCGUCGGAAGCGGCGGUGUCUCGCACGCAAACCUGGGAUCCACUGAUUGCCCGGUUAGUUUGAAACAUAGGAUACGAUCCUUUAGCAAUGUCCGACCGAGCUCUAGCGAGCGUCGGACGGUAUACGUCUGCCCGGGGCGUUACGUUUGCCUGGGGCGAUACGUUUGCCCGGUUAAUUCUUGUUUUGAAAUACAAUACCGCGCCACAAUAUUUAUAGCCUACUACACAUUUUAUAAGCGGUGGUUUCUGUUGCAGUCGUUUUCUGUGGCGAUUUAUUCCGGGAACCAGGAUAAUAUACACGUAUCUAUACACAGAGACACCUUUGCACCGUGGGCGAGUAGUUAAUAAAAACGUAGACAGGCUAAGAAAUCCCUACUGCCUGGUCACAGAUCCAAACCUGGGGGACGAUUCAAGAAUAAAACGAUGGUAGUUAAUGUUUGUGAUAGAUUGGCCAAUCACAAAUACGGAAACGGUUUCACUACUUAGUAGGUGUCUGCAUCCCCCGAUGUAGAUAAUUAUUUAUGAUAGAAUAUUUCGUAUUGAGGGGUUUCAUUGCUAGAGAAUAAGUUGUAAGAUUACCUAUUUAUUCAUCCCAGUUGGUGGAGGCAGUAACAUGAGGGAACUGUCCGAUAGUCCGACGUUGCGAGAACCAAAACGUAUUUUGCUUCGUUUUAAAGCGUGUACAGCCGAUAUAAAAAUUUUGUAAAUAUUA
Messenger RNA from Toxorhynchites rutilus septentrionalis, 3293 nucleotides. RefSeq names its product UDP-glucosyltransferase 2 (gene Ugt50B3). NCBI's taxonomy places the organism in Eukaryota, Metazoa, Arthropoda, Insecta, Diptera, Culicidae. The transcript has 8 exons. Bases 609 to 2147 code for a protein of 512 amino acids. The record is from RefSeq and is a predicted model, not a curated record. Gene Ontology annotation, molecular function: UDP-glycosyltransferase activity.